This is a messenger RNA of Labrus mixtus (cuckoo wrasse), 1741 nucleotides long. It is a transcript of the gene mvda, whose product is annotated as mevalonate (diphospho) decarboxylase a. Gene Ontology annotation, biological process: isoprenoid biosynthetic process; isopentenyl diphosphate biosynthetic process, mevalonate pathway. Bases 116 to 1324 code for a protein of 402 amino acids. The transcript is spliced from 10 exons. The record is from RefSeq and is a predicted model, not a curated record. Gene Ontology annotation, molecular function: diphosphomevalonate decarboxylase activity; ATP binding. Gene Ontology annotation, cellular component: cytosol. Lineage: Eukaryota; Metazoa; Chordata; Actinopteri; Labriformes; Labridae.
ACGCUACAACUAAGGUGAAUAUAGUCAGCUGAACUCGAGGGGAGCCUUGUGCAGUGUAUUUCAGAAUAUUCAGGUACGAUUUUCUCAAAACAAACAUCGGUUUACAAAUACAGAUAUGCCUGAAGACUGUGUGGACAAGCCACAUAUAGUGACAUGCACCGCUCCUGUGAAUAUAGCUGUCAUUAAAUACUGGGGGAAGAGACAUGAAGAACUCAUUCUACCCAUAAACUCCUCUCUGAGUGUCACAUUGCAUCAAGACCAGCUGAAAACUACCACAACAGUUGCCACCAGCAGAUCCUUUCAGGAAGAUCGGAUAUGGCUCAAUGGCAAAGAGGAGGACAUAACCCAUCCAAGGCUACAGUCUUGUCUCAGAGAGAUUCGACGAUUAUCAAGGAAGAGACGUAAUGACGGGGACCCUGCUUUGGAUGCCACUGGUUUAUCUCACAAAGUCCACAUUUGUUCUGUUAACAACUUCCCCACUGCUGCCGGACUCGCUUCCUCAGCGGCUGGAUUUGCUUGUCUAGUUUACACUCUUGCCCGAGUAUUUGGCAUAGAUGGGGAGCUGUCUGGGAUUGCUAGGCAAGGCUCAGGCAGCGCAUGCCGGAGUAUCUAUGGAGGGUUUGUCCAAUGGCUUAUGGGGCAAAAAGAAGAUGGCAAGGACAGUUUAGCCCAGCAGGUGGAGCCAGAGAGUCAUUGGCCUGAGCUCAGGAUACUUGUACUUGUGGCCAGCGCUGAGAGGAAGCCAGUGGGCAGCACUUCUGGGAUGCAAACAAGUGUACAAACAAGCUGUCUCUUAAAGCACCGCGCUGAGUCGGUUGUCCCAGGCCGGAUGGCAGAGAUGAUCCAAGCAGUGCGAAGAAAAGACUUUGCUGCAUUCGCUGAACUUACCAUGAAGGACAGUAACCAGUUCCAUGCCACCUGCCUCGACACUUAUCCUCCCAUCUUCUACCUCAACAGUGUGUCACAACAGGUUAUCAAUGUGGUGCAUCGGUAUAACAGACACUACGGGGAGACACGGUUGGCAUACACAUUCGAUGCAGGACCCAACGCUGUGAUCUUCACGCUUCAGCAGUAUGUUCCUGAGUUGGUUGAGGUGGUUCAACAUUUCUUCCCUCCAGAGACCAACGGAGGACAGUUUAUUAAGGGCCUUCCUGUUAACCCUGUUGCUAUUUCUGAGGAGCUGAAGCAGGCUAUUGGCCUUGAGCCCAUGUCAAAGGGAAUAAGCUACAUUAUUAGUACCAAGGCUGGGCCAGGUCCUCGUGUGUUGACGGAUCCCACUCAGCAUCUACUUGGACCUGACGGGCUUCCUAAAGAAAGUGUGUGACCUGCAACCCGGAGUGGACAACAUUUAAUAGCAUAAUAAUGAAUACAGUCAGCAGAAAUUACAUUUGUAUUAGUGAUAUGUAACUAUUUUUACAAGUAACAACAACACCAGACACACAUGUCAUUUUGUAAUUUGUCUCUCUUCUCCCAUUAGCCUAAUUUCAUCUGUGUUCUUGUAGACAAUACUCAGAAACUACAGGUAGAUGUAAAGAGGUAUUUUGACGCACUGAACUAAAUACAGUAAAACUAUGCAGCUGAUCUCUUCCUCUCUGAGCAAAUGACUUAAUGCAUGUUUUCAUAUAUUUGGUCACUUUCAUUAUGUUUUCAUUUUACAUCAUGCAAAAUCAUCAUUUUAGACCUACAGUAUAUAUGUCUGUUGGUCUUACCCUGUUUCAUAAAUAAAAGGAUAUUUUAGUCU